Molecule: messenger RNA, 1673 nt
Organism: Arabidopsis thaliana (thale cress)
Lineage: Eukaryota; Viridiplantae; Streptophyta; Magnoliopsida; Brassicales; Brassicaceae
Gene: MGT1
Product: magnesium transporter 1
Exons: 5
Coding region: 203-1534 (443 amino acids)
Biological process (GO): magnesium ion transmembrane transport
Cellular component (GO): plasma membrane
Molecular function (GO): magnesium ion transmembrane transporter activity
Source: RefSeq, marked reviewed
UUACUCACUACAUGUAAUUUGAUUUCGUCUACAAAGUACCAAAACGCAAAAAAGGUUCUAACUUUUGCUUCUUCUUCGCAUUCACUCAAACCAAACUAGAAGACGGAAUCCGGCCAAGUCACUUCCGCAAUCCUUUCGAAUUUAGAUUUUAGGGUUACUUUGUCGGAGAUUGUUAAUUUGGAGUAUCUGGAGAUUGGCAACAAUGUCUGAACUCAAAGAGCGUUUGCUUCCUCCAAGACCUGCUUCGGCUAUUAACCUUAGAGGUGAUGCAGGCUCUCGUCCUUCUCCUUCAGGGAGACAACCACUCCUUGGAGUUGAUGUUUUGGGUCUCAAGAAGCGUGGACAAGGCCUUAAGUCGUGGAUUCGUGUUGAUACUUCUGCCAAUUCUCAGGUCAUUGAGGUUGAUAAGUUCACUAUGAUGCGUAGAUGUGAUUUACCAGCACGGGAUUUAAGGCUGCUUGAUCCUUUGUUUGUGUAUCCGUCAACUAUUCUUGGUAGAGAGAAGGCUAUUGUUGUUAACUUAGAGCAGAUCCGUUGUAUUAUUACUGCGGAUGAGGUUUUGCUCUUGAAUUCCCUUGACAACUAUGUGCUUCGCUAUGUUGUUGAGCUGCAGCAGAGACUAAAGGCAAGUUCUGUUACUGAGGUUUGGAAUCAGGACAGUCUCGAAUUGAGCAGGAGGAGGAGUAGGAGUUUAGACAAUGUGCUUCAGAACUCAUCCCCUGAUUAUUUACCUUUCGAGUUCAGGGCUCUUGAAGUUGCACUUGAAGCUGCUUGUACCUUCCUUGAUUCCCAGGCUUCAGAGUUAGAGAUUGAGGCAUACCCAUUAUUGGAUGAGCUUACCUCAAAGAUCAGUACUCUAAACUUGGAGCGUGCUCGUAGACUAAAGAGCAGACUUGUAGCAUUGACGAGACGAGUUCAGAAGGUUCGGGAUGAGAUUGAACAGCUAAUGGACGAUGAUGGGGAUAUGGCAGAAAUGUAUCUAACAGAGAAGAAGAAGAGAAUGGAAGGAUCUUUAUAUGGUGAUCAAUCUUUACCUGUUUAUCGAACAAAUGAUUGUUUUUCUCUGUCUGCGCCAGUUUCUCCUGUUUCUUCUCCUCCUGAGUCCCGUAGACUUGAGAAAAGCUUGAGCAUUGUAAGGAGCCGGCAUGACAGUGCUAGGAGCUCAGAAGACGCAACCGAGAAUAUAGAGGAGCUAGAGAUGUUGCUGGAAGCAUACUUUGUUGUCAUUGACAGCACUCUCAACAAGCUAACCUCGUUAAAGGAGUACAUCGAUGAUACCGAAGAUUUCAUCAACAUUCAAUUGGAUAACGUACGGAAUCAGCUGAUCCAAUUCGAGCUGCUGCUAACUACUGCCACAUUCGUUGUAGCCAUCUUCGGGGUUGUAGCCGGGAUCUUUGGGAUGAAUUUUGAGAUAGACUUCUUUGAAAAGCCUGGUGCUUUCAAAUGGGUUUUAGCCAUUACUGGAGUGUGUGGCCUUGUUGUAUUUUUGGCAUUCCUCUGGUACUACAAACGUAGAAGACUCAUGCCUCUGUGAAGACAUAACUACCCUGACACGUAGACGAUUGUUUUACUGUUUAUGUUGCUUAAAUCUAUACAUUAAUCGCCUGUGACCUUUACAAGAUAAAACCCCGUGUAUUUUUUUUUUGGGUUACUGAAAGAUUAUUAAGCAAACC